Cucurbitaria berberidis CBS 394.84 is the source of this 1309-nucleotide messenger RNA. RefSeq names its product ribose-phosphate pyrophosphokinase-like protein 1. The transcript has 5 exons. Gene Ontology annotation, molecular function: ribose phosphate diphosphokinase activity; magnesium ion binding. NCBI's taxonomy places the organism in Eukaryota, Fungi, Ascomycota, Dothideomycetes, Pleosporales, Cucurbitariaceae. Gene Ontology annotation, biological process: 5-phosphoribose 1-diphosphate biosynthetic process; purine nucleotide biosynthetic process; ribonucleoside monophosphate biosynthetic process. The record is from RefSeq and is a predicted model, not a curated record. Gene Ontology annotation, cellular component: ribose phosphate diphosphokinase complex; cytoplasm. The coding region runs from base 1 to 966 and encodes 321 amino acids.
AUGGCUACCAACAGCAUCAAGCUGCUCACCGGCAACAGCUAUCCCGAGCUCGCCAGUCUCGUGGCUGAUAGGCUUGGAAUAGAACUCACCAAGAUCCUGGUACUUCAAUACUCGAACCAGGAGACUUCUGUGACUAUCGGCGAGUCUGUCAGAGACGAAGAUGUCUUCAUUCUCCAAUCUACGCCCCCAGGCGACAUCAACGAUGCUCUUAUGGAGCUGUUGAUCAUGAUCAACGCGUGUAAGACGGCGUCUGCUCGCCGCAUCACCGCUGUGAUUCCAAAUUUUCCCUAUGCUCGCCAGGACAAGAAAGACAAGUCUCGUGCGCCCAUCACCGCAAAGCUCAUGGCCAACAUGCUUCAAACUGCGGGCUGCAACCAUGUCAUCACAAUGGAUCUCCAUGCAAGCCAGAUUCAAGGAUUCUUCAACGUUCCUGUGGACAACCUCUACGCCGAACCUAGCACACUAAGAUGGAUCCGUGAAAACUUGGACGUGAAGGAUUGCGUCAUCGUCAGUCCGGACGCGGGAGGUGCUAAAAGGGCAACUUCUAUUGCAGAUGGCCUGAAUCUAGGCUUUGCUCUCAUCCACAAAGAGCGUACCCGUCCCAAUGAAGUCUCACGAAUGGUGCUAGUCGGAGACGUGAAGGGAAAGACUGCUAUCCUCGUUGACGACAUGGCCGACACCUGCGGCACUCUCGUCAAGGCUGCAGACGUCUUAAUUGCAGAGGGCGCGAAAGAUGCUCUCGCCAUAGUCACGCAUGGCAUCUUGAGUGGCAACGCCAUAGAAGCCUUGAAUGGCAGCAAGCUCAAGAAGAUCGUCGUUACCAAUACGGUACCCCACGAGGACAAGAAAGAGCUUUGCGACCGCAUCGAGACGAUCGAUAUCAGUCCAACUCUUGCCGAAGCUUGUAGACGAACCCACAAUGGCGAGAGCGUUUCUUUCCUCUUCAAGCAUGCGCCGGUAGACUAAAAUGUUAGCCACCCUUGCGUACGACAAUUUGCUUGCAUCUAAAACCACCGGCGUUAUGGAGUAAAGAAAGGGGCUACUGCGGCAUGGCCAGUCUCUCAGGUUGAACCAAACAAGAUUCUUACACUACGAAUCCUCGUAUUCGUGUCUUGUUCCCAGGAGUUGUCUAGUGGUGAAGCUGCUGCUGUAACAUGUGGUUUUCGCUAUACCUGCACCAGUGACAUUCGAAUUUUCAAAUUCUGACAUCCUCGCUAAGCUAUGGCAGGUCACUGAUCGUGCUGUUGAUCAAGUUUGAUAUCUGAUUGCGGCUGUUACUUGUUUUGCUGACCUGUAGCCGCACCAAUGA